UCAGCGGGUGCUGGCAGGGAGGGGGUCGGCUGUUUUUCUGGAGAGUUAGAGCCGAGUAAGACAAAGCACAGCGGCGGUCCCCGCAGGCGCCAUGGAACUACUGUCCUGUGUCUUGCUGUGGAAACUGGUGCUUCUUCAGAGCCCCGCGGUCCUUCUGUACUCAGGACCCUCAGGGACCGCAGCAGCCAGCAGCUCUGUGGUGUCCGAGUCCGUGGUGAGCUGGGCAGCUGGGACCCAGGCGGUGCUGCGCUGCCAGAGCCCGCGCAUGGUGUGGACCCAAGACCGGCUGCACGACCGCCAGCGCGUGGUCCACUGGGACCUCAGCGGCGUUCCGGGCAGCCAAGGGCGCCGACUCGUGGAUAUGUACUCUGCGGGUGAACAGCGUGUGUACGAGCCGCGCGACCACGGCCGCCUCUUGCUGUCGCCUUCUGCCUUCCACGACGGCAACUUCUCACUGCUCAUCCGUGCUGUGGAGGAGGGCGACGAAGGGGUGUAUACCUGCAACCUGCACCACCACUACUGUCACCUCUACGAGAGCCUGGCCGUGCGCCUCGAAGUCACGGACGAUCCCCUGUUAGCUCGCGCGUACUGGGACGGCGAGAAGGAAGUGAUGGUGGUGACCCGCGGCGCGCCGGCACUGCUGACUUGCGUGAACCGUGCGCACUUGUGGACGGACCGCCACUUAGAGGAGGCGCAGCAGGUGGUGCAUUGGGACCGACAGCUGCCUGGGGUGUCACACGACCGCGCUGACCGCCUGCUUGACCUGUAUGCAUCUGGCGAGCGCCGCGCCUACGGACCAUCCUUCCUGCGUGAUCGCGUGGCAGUAAACGCUGACGCUUUUGCACGCGGCGACUUCUCCCUACGCAUAGAUGCGCUCGAGCCGGCUGAUGAGGGCAUCUAUUCUUGCCACCUGCACCACCACUACUGCGGCCUGCAUGAGCGCAGAGUCUUCCACCUACAGGUCACUGAAGCUGCCUUUGAGCCACCUGCUCCUGCCUCUCCCGGUAAUGGGUCUGGCCACAACACUGCUCCUAGCCCAGAUCCCACACUGGUAAGUAGAUCCCGAGGCCACAGCGUCAUCAACGUCAUUGUCCCAGAGAGCCACGCACACUUCUUCCAGCAACUGGGCUAUGUGUUGGCCACCCUGCUGCUCUUCAUCUUGCUGCUCAUCACUGUAGUCUUGGCGACACGCCAUCGUCACCGUGGAGGAUGCGAGACCUCAGGCAAAAAUCCUGGGAAAUCCAAGGGGAAAGAUGUGAAUAUGAUGGAGUUUGCCGCGGCCACAAGGGACCAGGCCCCUUAUAGGACUGAGGACAUCCAGCUAGAUUACAAAAACAACAUCCUGAAGGAGCAGGCUGAGCUGGCUCACAGUCCCCUGCCUGCCAAGAAUGUGGAUCUGGAUAAAGAGUUCAGGAAGGAGUACUGCAAAUAAAAGGAUCCUGAGCUUCUGGCUGGGCCAGCAGCUCUAUACCAAAGGAUGUCUCCCUGACCUCCUGUGGCAUUCUCGGCUUCUUCUCAGCGGCUGGUCCCGCUUUCGUAGAAACUUGGCCUGAAUUUGGCCGAGCAGCUGCCUGCACUUUGUUCUUCCAAGAAUCACCCUCAUCUUGGUGAGCAACUGUGGGUUCCCUCGAGACGCUGGUAUAGUAUGGUUGCUGCCUUUCAGUCACCUGUACUCCCAACUUUGACACAACAUCCACCAAACGCACAGUCUCUCGUGGCUUCUUCCUGCUAGGGUCAGGAAGACAUUUAGACUCCUAGUCACCGUUCAACAUGUUAGCCAUUGUCUUGGGGAGCCCCCAGGAACUUUCUGGACUGCACUACGCCUAUGCAUCACUCAGAGCCCUGCUGUCACAUGUUCUGAGUCACAGGCCCUCCACUUGGAGCUGGCCCAUUGCCCCUUUUCUGCUUCGGAUCCCUUUCUGUUGACUGCCUUCCAAGAGUCGCACCAGCAGUUACUGGAUACCGUGUGACUCUUGGGCUCGACAUCCCCCUUUGCUGGAGUCUGGGAUUGGGGCUGUACUUGUCCUCUGUUUUGGCUGAAGAUGGGGGAAGAAGGUUCCGAGUGGCCUGUGCUGCCACAUCAAACAGCUCCUACUGGGGAAGUUUUCAUGUCAUAAUAAAAAACACACCUGAUUCUCA
Messenger RNA from Arvicola amphibius (Eurasian water vole), 2139 nucleotides. It is a transcript of the gene Mxra8, whose product is annotated as matrix remodeling associated 8. NCBI's taxonomy places the organism in Eukaryota, Metazoa, Chordata, Mammalia, Rodentia, Cricetidae. The transcript has 10 exons. Gene Ontology annotation, biological process: cell adhesion; establishment of glial blood-brain barrier. The coding region runs from base 92 to 1432 and encodes 446 amino acids. Gene Ontology annotation, cellular component: membrane; cell surface. The record is from RefSeq and is a predicted model, not a curated record.